Ramularia collo-cygni is the source of this 837-nucleotide messenger RNA. RefSeq lists its product as uncharacterized. NCBI's taxonomy places the organism in Eukaryota, Fungi, Ascomycota, Dothideomycetes, Mycosphaerellales, Mycosphaerellaceae. The record is from RefSeq and is a predicted model, not a curated record. The coding region runs from base 1 to 837 and encodes 278 amino acids. The transcript is spliced from 3 exons. Gene Ontology annotation, molecular function: FMN binding.
AUGGCAUCGGCCCCUUCACCCCAAUCGCUUCCAGAAGCACCAUGGAAAGCCGAAUUCCUCGCCAACAUCAAAGAGAUGGAUAGUCCCGAGUUCGUCUUCAGCUCAUUGGCACCUGCGCCAAAGGGCAGUACCACGGAGUAUCUUCCACGAGCUCGAUAUUGCAUUUAUCGAUCGAUGUGGGCUGAGUUGCCGGAAAACAAACACAAUGACGCUCCCAUGAACGACCGCGUCUACGAGAGUGACAUGCCCUCGUUUUCGAGUGAUGUUCGUAUGAACAAGGUCUUUGAGCUGUUCGCGAGCUCUGCUGGAAAGGCCGACGAUACUAGUCUCACACAGGGGAGUGGUGGAGGAGGCCCUUGCGAAGCUGUGUGGUGGGUAAAGACGGACAAGACCAAGGUGCAAUGGCGUAUCAAGGGACAUGCGUAUGUUGUGGGAAAUGAUAUUGAGGACGACCAGGAAAGCAGUGGAGUGAGGACUGUCAAAACUGAGCUCUUCUCUCGUAUGCGAGUGGUUAAAGAGGAGGGCAAGCAUGACUGGAGUUGGUCGAAGGAGUUGACUGGCCAUUUCGGCAACACAUCUCCAGGAACGCGAGGAACAUUCAAAGCACCCCCUCCAGGACAGCAAGUCGACAAGCCAUAUAGCAAAGACUUGCAACCCGGUCAGGUCAAAACUUUGGACGAUGAGACCGCRAGAACCAACUUCCGUGUUGUGGUCAUCAAGCCGGAUGAAGUUGAAAAGCUUGACUUGAGCAGCUCUGAUCCUAGCGAAUCCAGACGAUAUGUGUAUACGUUUAAUGGACAGUCGGGAAGCUGGGAUAUGGAGGAGUGCUGGCCUUGA